Messenger RNA from Cantharellus anzutake, 1549 nucleotides. RefSeq lists its product as uncharacterized. Lineage: Eukaryota; Fungi; Basidiomycota; Agaricomycetes; Cantharellales; Hydnaceae. The record is from RefSeq and is a predicted model, not a curated record. The coding region runs from base 192 to 1445 and encodes 417 amino acids. The transcript has a single exon.
UAAUCCUUACUCAACGACUGUCCCACUGUCCGCACCCUCUAGUCCCACAACAAAUCCGAUCGCCUUACACUGGUGAAUGGCAUUGUCCUUUUCAGCGCCUGCUACGUAGCACUGACCACAGUUCUCUCUGCGAUUCGUUUCUGCUGUUCGCGCAGACUCUAUGAGCUUCCCAGCGUAUUGGGGCAAUAAUCAUGCCUUUUAUGAAGGCGAAAUGCCACCAGGUACGGCUCAGGAUCACCAGGAGUACCGGGUCAUGUCAAACGCAGGGCGCUGAUAGCUUCUGUUCUCACUUGCCAGGCUUAUCCGAUUUAGGCGCCGGCGAAACACUGCACAAGCAAAGCCUUCCUUACGCAUCUGACAUCUACAGGAAUCGGCCGCUGUGGCACGCUAUUGUGCAAGCACCACUAAAUGUCAAUAAAAACAUGACCACCUACCAAACAGGCACCGGUCCACUGUUUUCAAUGCCUCCUGCUCUUAUCAAUGGAGAGCACUGGUGUCAGCCUGACGAUUGUUUUAAUCCCCAGCGUGUGGAAUCAAGGAUGGCAUCAGCAUGCUGUCCAAUGAAUUCCAACCUACCGGCUCGAAUCGAGGCGCAGUAUUUGACGAAUCCCAUGACUAACUCUCUCGCUACGACGUUUUCGACUUCAGUUUCCCCACGAUCGUCAGGCAUGAAUGGAGAAACUCACGGGGGGUCCUACUUACCCCCAAUCUCCGUCCCAACAACUUUAUCGGAGCGCAAGGAAGGGGCUAGUUGUGAUCAUUCCGGAGUAUCUCGUCAAUCUUCAACUUCUCUACCUCCCCCGUACUUUUCUUUCGAGCUCACGGAACCCUCACCACCUUCCACCAUCGCCUAUCGCAGGAAAUCACUCCCUUGUGUUAAUAAACCAAUGGAUUGGCAUAUGACGUUGGACGAUUUUCACUGGCUCGCGUCCGUGCUCUUUCCGAAACGCCGUCCUAACAAGCGUAAACCUACCCCUUCGGGAACUUGCCGAUUCUGCGAUGUCGUCUGCUCGCGAGCCGGCAACCUUCAACAACACGUCGUCUUCCAGCACCGUCAACGAAUCGCCCGGAAAUACAUCGAGAACGACCACUAUAAUCAAGAUCUUGCAUUGGCGUUCACCGUCUUAGAAUUGGAUGUGGGUGGCGGGAUGUCAAACAUGGACGCCAAUAUGGGAGGCCACAGGACCACUGAGGAAGCCAGUGAGAGUGAUCUGUUCAGCGCGGCUCUUGUCACCGGCCCGGUGACCUCCAUGGCCUCAUAUCCUCAUUUGUUGGCCCGUUUCCACAGGUUCUGCAUGGCCGAAAAGUGGAGGGGGGUCCAUUGCAGUGCAUGCGGGAUGCUCGUUCAGAGGAAGCUGAAUCUUAGUGGGCAUCAAGCCAAAUGCCCUGCCAUCUUGGGAUGUCGGGCCAUGAAAUCCAAGAGCUUGCCACAGCAUUCGUUUUGAAAAUACCCAAUCAAUCCUCCAAAUCGAUGACACUUUGCGGAACUGCCUCGUAUUCUGUAAAUUUGCGACACUGAAAUUUUGUGUGAUUCUUUUCACUUUUGUCU